UUGAAUUUCAUUUCCUGUUUGGCCAGCGUGGAGCGCUCACCAGCACAGGUGACCAUGCAGAGCUCAUCAGCACAGGUAACAAUGCAGUCUCCUGAGAAUCGAAAAAGAGCUCCAGCAUGGACCGCACGGGUGGUACUGGAUCUGAUUGCUAUAUGGGGAGAGGAUUCUGUGCUAACAGAACUCCGUUCCAAAAGACGAAAUGAAAAAACAUUUGAAAAAAUUUCCAAGGUCAUGAUGCAGAGAGGCCACACCAGGGACUCAGUACAGUGCCGUGUGAAAGUUAAGGAGCUCAGACAAGCCCACCCAAAAACCAAAGAAGCAAAUGGAAGGUCCGGGGCAUGGCCGAAAACAUGCCGCUUCUACGCUGAGCUGCAUGCAAUUCUAGGGGGGUCCGCCACCACUACCCCACCCCUGUCAGUGGAUUCUGAGGUGAGGGUGGUAAUCUCAGUCAUGCCUGAGGAUUCUGUGGAAGGGGAAGAUGAGGAGGAGGAAGAGGAGGAUGAGCUUGCAGACAGCACACAGCACUCCGUUCUCCCCAACAGCCAGGAGCUUUUUCUCACCCAGACAGAAUUACUCUCCCAGCCCUCCCAAGCCACUGGCCCAGACAAUGAAGCCAUGGAAGUGACCUCUGCUGCAAAUUUUUCAAGCCUCCCUACUCCAUCCCAAAGGCUAUCUCAGAUAAGGCAGCGGAAAAAAAAGACGCAAGAUGAAAUGUUCUCGGAAAUCAUGGAAGUGACCCGCAAUGAAAGAGCUCAUCUGAAUGAGUGGAAGGAUGUGGUAUCAAAUUACAGGAAAGAUGCCAGUGAAUGUGAGGACAGGAGGGACCAAAGUGAGGACAGAAGGGACGCUCGAGAUGAGAGGUGGUGCCAGGAAGAUCAGUGGUGCAGGCAGGAAGAUCAGCGGUGGCAGGAUGCAACGCUGGGGCUGCUGUGUGAUCAAACUGACAUCCUCUGACGUCUGGUGGACCUUCAGGAACAGCAGCAGGAUGACAGAGUUCCACUGCAGCCACUGUGCAACCACCCUCACCAUGUUCCAUAUCCACCUCACCCAGAUGUGUAAGAACGUGUGGGGGAAGGCUUCGUGCAUCCGCCCACUCCACCCCUGUGGACAGCCCAACCAAAAGGCUGUCAUUACUUUGAAAUUUUUUUAGUGGUCUUUUCCUUCCCUCCUAUCCUCCUUCCAAACAACACCCGGGAUACCUUGUCAGUUC
This is a messenger RNA of Gopherus flavomarginatus (Mexican gopher tortoise), 1210 nucleotides long. RefSeq lists its product as uncharacterized. NCBI's taxonomy places the organism in Eukaryota, Metazoa, Chordata, Testudines, Testudinidae. The transcript has 2 exons. The coding region runs from base 55 to 954 and encodes 299 amino acids. The record is from RefSeq and is a predicted model, not a curated record.